AUGGCCCCACCUUUGGCAAGAUCUGCUCCAGGUGAGCUCAACCAUUGGUGGAGCCAGCUUAGGUUUCGCCUCCAGAACAGGAAGGGGUGGAAAGAGACGCUGGAUGAAACUUUUUUGUUGCAGAACAAAAGGACAAAUGACAUCCCUCUCUUCUUUGCGGCCAAAGAGAACAGUGCAGGUUGCAUUAAGAAACUUCUGGACUGUGCAUCCACUAACAUCUUUGAGAGAGGUGCUCUGGGGGAGACAGCGCUGCAUGUGGCAGUUCUGAAUGAUAACAUGGAUGCUGCCAUAGCUCUGAUGGACGGAGCACCUGAACUCAUCAAUGAGCCCAUGACCUCUGACCUCUUCCUUGGCAUGACACCUCUCCACAUUGCUGUGGUGAAUCAGAACUUUAACCUGGUCCGCAGUCUGAUUGGUAAAGGGGCGGAUGUGGCCACGCCCAGAGUCACAGGCCUGUACUUCAGGAAGAGAAGAGGAGGGCUGCUCUACUAUGGUGAGCACAUCCUGGCAUUUGCGGCCUGUGUGGGGAAUCAGGACAUUAUUUCCAUGGUGAUCAACGCAGGAGCCAGCACCAGGGCCCAGGACUCCAUUGGUAACACAGUGCUCCAUAUUCUGGUCCUGCAGCCCAAUAAGACUUUAGCAUGCCUGGCGUUGGAUCUGUUGUUGGCACACGACGUUGAGCUGGACCAGACUGUGCCACUGGACAUGGUGGCCAACUAUCGUGGCUUAACGCCCUUCAAACUAGCUGCCAAGGAGGGCAACCUUGUGGCCUUCCAGCACCUGGUCAACCGGAGGCGAGUCGUCCAGUGGAACCUGGGACGACUGACUUCUAACCUCUAUGACCUCACAGAGAUCGACUCCUUGGUCGCCGACGACAACCUCUCUGUGCUGGAGCUCAUCGUGGGCAGCCAGAGGAGAGAGGCAAGAAGGAUACUGGAAGUGACUCCUGUUAGGCAAUUGGUCAGUCUCAAGUGGAACCUCUAUGGAAAACACUACUUUAGGUUGUUGCUGCUGCUGUACCUCCUGUACAUUGGGACCUUCACACUGUGUUGUGUGUAUCGCCCUCUAAAGGACGCUCCAGAGAAUUACACUGUAUCUGACAUGGACAAAACCAUCCGCGUGCAGAAAACUCUGAAGGAGAGUUAUGUGACCUAUGGGGACAACUUGCGUCUGGCAGGAGAGAUGAUCAGUGUCCUGGGUGCCCUGGUUAUUCUGCUACUGGAGAUCCCAGAUAUGCUGAGAGUGGGGGCCAAGCAGUACUUUGGACAGACGGCUCUGGGGGGACCCUUCCAUGUCAUUCUUAUUGCCUAUGCGUUCCUGGUGGUGCUGCUGUGUGUGUUCAGGGUCAGUGGGGUGCAGGGGGAGACAGUUGUCAUGGCUGUGUGUCUGGUGCUGGGCUGGAGCAAUGUCAUGUUCUUCGCCCGAGGCUUUCAGAUGCUGGGGCCUUACGUCAUCAUGAUACAGAAGAUUAUAUUUGGAGACCUGACCAAGUUCAUGUGGCUGAGCUUCAUCGUGCUCAUGGGGUUUUCUACCUCCCUGUGGAUGGUGUAUAUGACUCAGGACCCAGACUCUCUACCUGCGUACCGCUCCUUCCCCAUCACUCUGUUCUCCCAGUUUGAGCUGAGUGUGGGUCUGAUAGACCUGCCAGUGGACCACACCAUCACAACGCCCCCAAUUGUCCAUGUGCUGCACUGCACCUUCUCUGUGGCCUGCAUGCUGCUGCUCAACCUGCUCAUAGCCAUGAUGAUUGAUACACAACAGAGAGUUGCCCAGGAGAGGGAUGAGCUCUGGAGGAUACAGGUGGUGGCCACUACCCUGAUGUUGGAGAGAAGAUUGCCCCGCUGCCUGUGGCCCCGGCUGGGGGUGUGUGGACUGCUCUAUGGCCUGGGGGAGCGGUGGUACCUCCGGGUUGAGGAUCGCAACGACCCACUGGUGCAAAAGAUGCGUCACUACGUCAAGCUGGAGAACACUGACACAUCAAAAGGACCUGGAAACCUGGCAUUCUGGCAGAUGAUUCACCACAACUCUCUGGGUUUAGACAUGGAACAGGAAGAGGAUGACCAGGAAGUAAGAUAGAUCUGAGGUUUAAGACAGUAAAACAGAUCAUUAUAUUGUUAUUAUAUAAUGUAUGUGUGAUGCAAGUGUCAUGACGUUGGCCUCUUUGGGUAUAGCAAGCCCCAUCCCCCUCUCCCUUCCUCCCCCUUUCCUCUUUCAACUAGGUUGCUGUGGUCAGAGAGACUUUGUAAAUUCCUAAGGAUCUCCUCAUGGACACAGUAUUGUUAGGAAAAUUAUGAUUAAAUGACUGAACAAAUCAUUUUAAAUGGAACUGUAAUGGAACUGUAACUAAGUAAACUUAUACUCUGUUUUAUUAUAUCUGAUUAACAAUAUGAGUUCAUAAGAAGGGAUUGUGUGACACGGACAAGGAGUGAUUAAAGUUAAUGAACACCAUUCCAACUAGGAAGAAAGGAAUGGUUUGUGGAUUAAACAGAUAAGGUAGUUAACCUAUGGUUGAACCGACGAAACUGAGCUCUGGGGUGUUUUAGAUAAGGCAGUGAGUGCAUUCCUAGGUUUUCUGUUAAUUAGAACUGUCAGCUAAGUGGUGAUCGAUAAUGGUGAGGAGUCAAAAGUUAAUUCAGUUUUGUUGUGUGUCCUGUGUAUGUGCUAGGGGGUCAGAAUGAACUUUGAAUUAACGUUUAAAGUUCCCUUUGUCCCGGGCUGGAGGAGGAGAUUCAUUUUUUAAGCAAUGAAAUGACGUCAUGUUAUUGUAUAUAAACUGUUGCUCGUGGUAACGUGGCAGCG
This is a messenger RNA of Oncorhynchus nerka (sockeye salmon), 2799 nucleotides long. RefSeq names its product transient receptor potential cation channel subfamily V member 6-like. Gene Ontology annotation, cellular component: plasma membrane. The record is from RefSeq and is a predicted model, not a curated record. Gene Ontology annotation, biological process: calcium ion import across plasma membrane. Gene Ontology annotation, molecular function: protein binding; calcium channel activity. Lineage: Eukaryota; Metazoa; Chordata; Actinopteri; Salmoniformes; Salmonidae.